GGCACUUCCGGUCUCUUAGAGAACUUACCGAGCUAUAGCGCGCCGGACUUCCGGAAUGCUGACGGGGGGGAAGGGAAGCGACGUGGCAGUGACGUCAGCGCGGCCGGUAGAUCCCGGUGGCGGCGGCGGCGGCGCCAGGCCCGAACCAAGUCCCGCGGCAGGUGAUGAGCCCCGAUGAACGCGCGGCGCCGGCACGGCUCUAGGCAGCGGGAACCGGGCGUUUACCUGGGACCCCCCCAAACACAGGCCGUGCCCCCACCGCCCCUCGCCGCCCCCUCCCCGCCGCCCCUCCCCCCGCCACCGGACGCCAUGUCGUGUCGCGAUCGGACCCAGGAGUUUCUCUCCGCUUGCAAAUCCCUGCAGGGCCGGCAGGAGGGGGCGCAGCCCGGCAGAGCGGCCCCGGGCCCCGGGCGGCAGCGCAGCGAGUUCAGCCUCAUGGCGAAGCGCAUCGGGAAGGACCUCAGCAACACCUUCGCCAAGCUGGAGAAGCUGACGAUCCUGGCCAAACGGAAGUCCCUCUUCGAUGACAAAGCAGUGGAGAUCGAGGAGCUGACCUACAUCAUCAAGCAGGACAUCAACAGCCUGAACAAGCAGAUCGCGCAGCUGCAAGAGGUGGUGCGGGCCAGGGGGGGCCAGAGCGGGCGGCAUGUCCAGACCCACUCCAACACCGUCGUGGUGUCACUGCAGUCCAAACUGGCUUCUAUGUCCAACGACUUCAAAUCGGUGCUGGAGGUGCGGACAGAGAACCUGAAGCAGCAGCGGAGCCGCCGCGAACACUUCUCCCGUUCCCCCGUCUCCGCUUUGCCCCUCGCUGCCAGCAACUUGGGUAGCUCAGCGGUGCUGCAGGACGAGCCGCAGCGCUCUGGGGCAGUGGCCAUCGAGAUGGACGCACGGACGAGCCAGCAGCUACAGCUGAUCGACGAGCAGGAUUCCUACAUCCAGAGCCGGGCAGACACGAUGCAGAACAUCGAAUCCACCAUCGUGGAGCUGGGCUCCAUCUUCCAGCAGCUGGCACACAUGGUGAAGGAACAGGAGGAGACGAUCCAGAGGAUCGACGCCAGCGUGGAGGACGCGCAGCUGAACGUGGAGGCGGCGCACGGGGAGAUCCUCAAGUAUUUCCAGUCGGUCACGUCCAACCGUUGGCUGAUGGUCAAGAUCUUCCUCAUCCUCAUCGUUUUCUUCAUCAUCUUUGUCGUUUUCCUGGCCUGAACGUCCUUUUCCCCCUUCCCUUGUCCCACCGGCCGGGACAGACGGACUCAGUCCGUGCUCUGCGGGGCUCGGAGACGGACAUCUGCGUGGGGAUGGGGUAGGGUCCUUCCUGGGACCCCAACUUGCCUCGGGGACCCUAACCUGCCUCCGGGACCCUCUUGUUGUCCCACCAGGGGCCAGGCAGGGCCAGGGUGUGGGGGGCAGCACCCCAACUUCCCUCUGAAGGGUCCCACAGCCUACGCCGAGGCCUGUCCCCGUCUCUGCCUGGUCAUGGUGGCUGUGUGGCCCCUCCUGGUGGGCCAGGAAUCCCAGGAAUGCUGCCAUCCCCCUUCCCAGGCUGCAGACCCCCGGAGGGGUUGUGGACCCUGUUAAAGCCGUGGGACCCCCCCGGGAUGGGGCACUGCGGACCCAAGUAAAGCCGUAUGGCUCCCUGGAUGGGGUUGUGGACCCAAGUAAAAGCUGCAGGACCCUUGGAUGGACUGGGGUGGGGGGGCUGUGGACCCCAGUAAAGCUGCGGGCCACCCCCCGGGGGCUGCAGCCCCCCCAUUAAAACGUUGCGACCCCGGU
Messenger RNA from Phalacrocorax carbo (great cormorant), 1776 nucleotides. The record is from RefSeq and is a predicted model, not a curated record. NCBI's taxonomy places the organism in Eukaryota, Metazoa, Chordata, Aves, Suliformes, Phalacrocoracidae.